Molecule: messenger RNA, 540 nt
Organism: Anas platyrhynchos (mallard)
Lineage: Eukaryota; Metazoa; Chordata; Aves; Anseriformes; Anatidae
Source: RefSeq, a predicted model, not a curated record
AUGCUGAUGGUGUUACAACUGUCAAUGGCUGAAGUCAAUAAACAGGUGGUGUUUUGGGGGUCUCUGGUGGUCAUCGGUAGCCUUCCCCACUGUGUUCUGACACACGGAAAAGAAACUUUACAACUCAAGGAGAGUUAUAAAGCAGAUGCUAGCUGGCUACCUGUGUACGAAGAGGAAGAGGAAGCUGUGGACUUCAUCAAGGACUACAUCAAAAACAAAGAAAGAGAUGACGUGCAGAAAAUGAAGCUCCUGAGGAACAUCGUCACUGUGUUCACAACCGCACAAGAGAAGGGCUUAUUAGAGGGCCUGGACACCUUCUGCCGUGAAAAUAAGCUGACAGCGAACAUCCAGGUGCUGUUGGAAGAGAAGCCUAUUGAUUACCCGUGCACAGACUUGUGGGAGGAAGCCUUACUUGCUACUUCUGCCUUGAGCACAGUGGAGACUGUACUGGAGGGUGAAAUGUUGUCUCUCGUAGCUGCAUGCGUUAGCAGCGUCUUCUUUCUUCUGAGAACUGAGGAUCUGGACCUUGGUUCACCAUGA